UAAGUAAAGAGGAUACGGUGUGACUCAGAGAAAAAAAAAACUGAAUAAAUCAGAAAUAAUAGGAAGAUAAAUACAAAUUUGUAAAAAAAAAAAAAAAAAAAGGAAAAUUGAGAUCCGUACUAUGUCCGAUACUGAGCACCAAGGAGCGACGCCGCGAAGCUACUAGGGUUUCUGUUUUCUUCUGAUCAUCCGUCUUCGUCCCUGUUUCAGGUGACUCGCAAGGGUUGCUGGGAUGUUAUAAAGAUCUGUUUAGGAUUUUACUUUAAAGAGUUAGUGAACAAAAAGAAAUGGAUGAUGAUAAUGGGCUUGAGCUCAGCUUGGGUCUCUCAUGUGGUGGAGGGAAAGCUAAGGGUGCUAAUAACAAUGCUGGAACCUCCUCGGAGAAUCAUCAUCACAAUGUAGAAGGAGAUAAUAGAAGCGCUAAAGUGAUUGAUGACUUCAAGAACUUCCUUCAUCCUACUUCUUCUCAAAGACCAGCAGACCCGAGUUCUGAACCUCCUCCUCCUCCUCCUCCUCAGAAUUUCUUCAACGACCUCUCCAAAGCUCCUGUGUGGGUGGAGGAUGAGACGCUGAGAGAAGCAGGAAGCGGCAAAAGAAAGUUCGAAAAGAAGAAAGACAAUAAUGUUGGUCUGCACGAGAAGAAGGCAAAGGCAUCCCAUGUUUCGAACGCGACGGAUGAAGGAUCAACAGCUGAUAACGAAGAUGUUGCAGAAUCUGAAGCAGGUUCUUCUUCCAACCUCGCUAAGGAUGUGGCGGCUCGUCCAACAGCUGAUACGGAUAGCAUAGCUGGUCAAAGGAAGAGUAACCAUGUUGGCUCAGGUGCUGAAGAAUUUACUGCAAACCGCAACAUUAGUUACAACGUACCUUUCACGGUUCAUCCACAUAAUGUCAUCACUGGUUUACCUUACUCACUACCGGGGAAAGAGUCUGGACAACAUGGUGGAGGUACUAGUGUAACGCAGCCUGCUACUGGGAAUCUCCCGGUUAUGUUCGGAUACUCACCGGUUCAGCUCCCUAUCCUGGACAAGGAUGGUUCAGGAGGGAUCGUCCCGCUUUCUCAGUUAAGAGGCCCAUCAAACUCAGCUACCGCGAAAGGCGAGGGGAAACAGCCGGUUGCAGAGGAAGGCUUAUCAGAGGAUGCUGCAUCAGAACGACCAGCAGGAGACACUAACAACAUCAGUACAGCCUUCUCUUUCGACUUUUCGGCCAUAAAACCAGGAAUGGCAGCUGAUGUCAAGUUCGGAGGAUCCGGUGCGCGUCCUAACCUCCCCUGGGUCUCAACCACAGGCUCAGGCCCUCACGGUCGAACGAUCUCUGGUGUGACUUACAGGUACAACGCAAACCAGAUCAAGAUAGUAUGCGCUUGCCACGGCUCACACAUGUCGCCGGAGGAGUUUGUAAGGCACGCAAGUGAGGAGUAUGUUGGCCCUGAGUCAUCCAUCGGAAUCUCGGCUGCCUCUGCUCAUACCUGAAUAAGUCAGCCGGAGAAAUGUGUUUGAUGUUUUGUAAAACAAUAUGGAAAGGGGUUUUGUAAAACUCAGUGCCAAAGUUUUAACGGCGCUUUCCGCUGUGUUUGUUGUAAUCUCUCUCUCUCUCUGCUUUGCUUGUUUUGUUACUUAUUUCAACAUUUGUCUCUUCCCUUAUGUGUACUACUAGUGUUUGUAGUUUUGUAACCUCUUCUCUUCUUUUUUUUUGGGUUCAAAUAAAUGUUUAAAUUGCUUUUA
Molecule: messenger RNA, 1724 nt
Organism: Raphanus sativus (radish)
Lineage: Eukaryota; Viridiplantae; Streptophyta; Magnoliopsida; Brassicales; Brassicaceae
Product: AFP homolog 2-like
Exons: 3
Coding region: 288-1472 (394 amino acids)
Biological process (GO): negative regulation of DNA-templated transcription; jasmonic acid mediated signaling pathway
Cellular component (GO): nucleus
Source: RefSeq, a predicted model, not a curated record